AUGGAGCUGAAAUGGCUACUGUAUGUGACCCUGGUCGCUCUUGGGACUCUUGCUGUCCAGGCACAUGAUAUGGAUGAUGACAAUAAUGGUGAUGAUGUAGUUGAUAUUGAGGAUGACUUGGAUGAUGGCAUUGAGGAGGCAGAAGAGUCAAAGUCUGAAAUGAGCACUCCUCCUCCAACUCCAAAGGUUACCUACAGGGCCCCAGUCCCAACCGGCGAGGUGUAUUUUGCGGAGUCCUUUGAUAAAGGAACUCUGGAUGGAUGGAUCCUUUCCAGGGCAAAAAAAGAUGAUACGGAUGAUGAGAUUGCCAAAUACGAUGGUAAAUGGGAAGUCCAAGACAUGAAGGACACUAAGCUUCCAGGAGACAAAGGGCUUGUACUGGUAACCCGAGCCAAGCAUCAUGCAAUUUCAUCCAAACUUUCAAAGCCUUUUGUAUUUGAUACCAAACCCCUUAUUAUACAGUAUGAAGUAAACUUCCAAAAUGGAAUAGAGUGUGGCGGGGCCUAUGUGAAAUUGCUUUCAAAAACCCCUGAAUUGAACCUGGAUCAGUUCCACGACAAAACUCCAUAUACAAUCAUGUUUGGUCCUGACAAAUGUGGAGAGGACUAUAAAUUGCACUUCAUCUUCCGGCACAAAAACCCCAAGACUGGCAAAUAUGAGGAGAAGCAUGCAAAGCGUCCAGAUGCAGACCUGAAGACUUACUUUACUGAUAAGAAGACCCAUCUUUAUACUCUGGUCUUGAAUCCUGAUAAUAGUUUUGAAAUACUGGUUGAUCAAACGGUUGUCAACAGUGGGAAUUUGUUAAAUGAUAUGUCUCCUCCUGUGAAUCCACCCCGAGAGAUUGAGGACCCGAAUGACCAGAAGCCUGAGGACUGGGAUGAGAGACCAAAAAUCCCAGACCCGGAUGCUGUUAAACCAGAUGACUGGGAUGAGGAUGCUCCUGCAAAGAUCGCAGAUGAAAAUGCUGUGAAACCAGAGGGCUGGCUGGAUGAUGAGCCAGAAUACGUAGCAGACCCUGAUGCUGAGAAGCCUGAAGAUUGGGAUGAGGAUAUGGAUGGUGAAUGGGAGGCACCUCAGAUUGCAAAUCCUAAAUGUGAGACAUCCCCUGGCUGUGGUACCUGGCAGCGACCGAUGAUUGACAAUCCAAACUACAAAGGCAAAUGGAAGCCUCCUAUGAUUGAUAAUGUCAACUAUCAGGGUAUAUGGAAACCUAGGAAGAUCCCAAACCCAGAUUUCUUUGAAGAUUUGGAACCUUUCAAGAUGACUCCCUUCAGUGCUGUGGGACUUGAGCUAUGGUCAAUGACUUCUGACAUCUUUUUUGACAACUUUAUUAUCUGUACUGAAAGAGCUGUGGCUGAUGAUUGGGCCAGUGAUGGAUGGGGACUGAAAAAAGCAGCUGAUGGUGCUGCAGAGCCUGGUGUUGUGGGCCAGAUGAUGGCAGCUGCUGAAGAGCGUCCCUGGCUUUGGGUAGUCUACAUCCUCACUGUGGCUUUGCCAGUGUUCCUUAUUGUCCUUUUCUGCUGUUCUGGGAAGAAACAGCCAAGUGCUGCAGAAUACAAAAAGACUGAUGCUCCUCAACCUGAUGUGAUGGAUGAGGAGAAAGAGGAAGAAAAAGACAAAGGGGGCAAGGAAGAGGAGGAGGAGGAGGAGGAAGCAAAUGAAGAAAAGCUAGAAGAGAAGCAGAAAAGUGAUGCUGAUAUAGGAAGUGCUAGUCAAGAGGAGGAGGAGGAAGAGGAGGAGGAAGAGGACAGGAAACCUGCAUCAGAGGAGGAGGAAACUGUGAAUAGAUCACCCAGAAACAGAAAGCCAAGGAAAGAUUGAAAAAAGUUAUAAGAACUUGAUCUGUGAUUUUUUUUUUUUCAAACAUGGUUCUGGGAGAGGACCUUGGACACCUUACAUUGAAACUUGGACAAACCUCAAGAUUUCACCAUCCACAGGUUCCAGUCACACUAUCCAAUGUAAUAGUGUCUAGCAGUAAAAUAUUUGCAAUCAUCUGUUUUAAAGAACAUCAUUCCUGUAGAAAGAAUGCAUUUAAUAUAAUGGGCUGUGGAUUUUGGAAUGUAACAUAACUAACCUUUUCAUUUUUGGUUUUAAAUAUUCUUUUCUGUUUUUAAGUAGAUUGGUAGAACUUUUCUGGUCUCAAACCUUGGCUUAAUUUAAUAUAUUAAUUAGUGAAAAAUAACAAUGAAUCUUGAAAGUGCUAGGUGAUAAAAAUGCAGUUUUAUAACUAGUUUUUUUUUACAAAUAUGUAAAUUCCUGAAUGCACCAAUGUCUUUAUAUCCCUUAAAAUUUGGUAAUUGUUUAAAGAAAAGUUGUCAAUGUAUUUGACAACCCCUCUGCUGUCAAAAGAAAAGAAAACUGGGGGGGAUGUAUGGGGAAAUGAGUAGUGAAACUCUCUAAUCAAUCAACUUCAUUCUUUUGGGGGGGAGGGGAAAGAGGAAGAAGGGGUGGAAGGAAGGGGUUAGUCAGUCUAUAGAAUGUGCAUACUGUGCAUGGCUAAAGCCCUGUUAAGUGUUGACAAAUGAUCUAGGAUUUGGAAUGGGUCAUCUUAAUGUGGCAUUUAAUCCUGCAGGCCUUGCAGAUAAUGGAUUUUGUUUAGUUCUUGAACUCUUUUUGUAAAGCUAAUGUGUUGUUGAGGGAGGGUUAGACUACUUCCCCCUUUCCCCUCUGUUCAGCCACUGAUGCUUUCCUUUCUCGGUGACUAUACAGCUUUUUCUGAGUGCGGCUUUGCCUCAGUUGCUGAAGCGCUUCAUGUUCAGCUCAUCGUCAAACUCUAUUUUUAUAGCUAGGCCUACUCCUUUCCAGGGUCCAAACACUGGGUAGGACAGUGUCCCAUAUCCUCUCACUGUUAUCACUGUAUGUCUCCUCCUGUAGAAAUGGGGGAGGUAGUCAGGUACACAAGCUGAAAUCAGUAUUUGUUGGGGGGGGGGGGGGGGUGGGAACAACAACCAACCAAGAUGUCAGUAUUGUAGGUGGGGAAGGAGCAUGUGGAAUAUCUUAACUGGUAUGUGAAACUGUUUAAGUCUUUUAUCUGCUCUUCAUGUAACAAAUGCAUCCUAAAUUAUAUUGUGAAUGUUAGGGAGUUCCAAUUCCAGCUGAAUAAAUUUUUUUAAAGCGUUGAGUCUACCAUAUUAUACUGUUUCAAACACUUUUUUUGGUGGAAUGCAGGUGAUCACUACAAGAGCAUACCUCUGAGGGUGAAAUCUAUGUAACUUCAUUACACUGUACCAAAUAUGUUGGCGUUUGGAUGUCUAUAUAGAUAAACUUUUGCCUUUGUUUAGAGUGAAAUUAAAUGUCCUGAAAUUACUCUUCUUGCACUGAAUUCAAACACUCCAGUGUUGUUUGGUCAUAGCAUAGGUAUAGUGUGGGGAAUAAUUCCCAGGGGUUGGGGAGGGAAGAGUGUUCCAAUUAUCUUGCAAACAAUCUAACUGAUUACUAAAAGACUCUUGUGGUUUUGGUUUUUUGUAAAACACCUUUUUGCUGCCUGUCCUUCUGUUGUAUCCCUUGGUUGUUGUGUUUGAAAUAUUAGUGAUCACAAAUGCAUAGCAGGAUUUCUUGAUCUUUCUGCAGUGUGCAAAUAAACUAUUGUAAGCAAGAUACUGGAAGUAAUUUCAGACUUCUGUUGGGAGCUAUUGCAUGUUUAGAAUGCCUUUGCCUGUUGAACACCUGGUAAAUACUGCUCCUUAUUGCAAAAAUAGCUUAUACUCUGACAUGGAAGAUGUCAUAGCUUAAGCAUUGCUACUAGCUUGUUCUCAGGACUGUAUUUUUAUCAAGGAGCAGCUGCUAUUUAUGACUCUCAGUCCUUUGAGAUGAAGUAUAUGUAAAUGAUUUCAAUUCAGCUAACAUUUUGAGCACAACAUAAAAAUCUAUUAAUCUAAUGUUUUUUAUCUUAAUAUGCAAAUUGCCUUAAAUUCCCAAACAAUUCAUGUGCAUACAUGUUCUUUCAAAGCAUCAAAAGUGAACUUAAGAUCUGCUAUCAGCUUUUAAAUAGUAUUAUAUUAAAGCUAAUUGUAAAUCUACAUUUGCUUCUGCUAAAUCUCCUGAAAAGGUCUCCUGUCUUGCAUGUUAUGGCUUUUUUUGAUACCAUAGUGUAUGCUUAAAUAAUCACUACAAUAAAUGAAGACUUUCCAAAAUGGAUAGACAACUCCAAAGUUACUUUUUAUCCUGCUUUCUGACUUGGGUGGCUCAGUUUAACCUCAGAAUCACUCUUAUUUUUAAAUCCUUUGAGGAAAAAUUAGCUAUCUGCUUAUCCUGAGUACUUUUAAAGCAUAGCUGUGUUUUUGAAGUACUGAAGCUCUACCUGGUUGUAACUCGUGAACUAGGUUUGGAACUGUUAAAAAUACUUGAGGGUGUAUUUGGGCCUUUUAUGUCUGUGCACCCAAGAGUGGCAGCUUCUGAAAAGGAUGCUCUGCUUAACUGAAUGUGUCUGAAGAUGGUGGGAGGUAACCUGGGAUCGUAAAUCAAAACAAAACCCUAGGGGAGUAGGUGCAGACAGGGUCUCAAACACAACCUGUUUUCAGCAUUUCUACUGCCUUUUCUCCUGGAGUUGGUGCUCAGUAAAGGUGCAGCUAACCAACUAACCCCUUCCAGAAGUGUCACUGGACGUGAUCUAGCCUUUCUGAGUCUGGCUAAUAGUGAAUUAUCACAGCUUGAGGCUGUGACCUGUAAAAUGCGUUGUGUAUGUCUGUUUUUAAGAUUGACUGCUGGGCCUGAGGGGGGAUUCUUGCAAGUGCUAAUUGCUAGUUAAUGUACAUCUCCGUGGUUGUCUCUCACUUGUCCCUUACUCCUUCCUCAAAAGCAGUGCUCCGCUUAGGCUGUGGUUACGUGUGUGGGGCUUGGGACCGCUCUCUCCAUCCCUAACUGCUCCCCAGUUAACACCACUAUUGCCUCAUGGUUUCAAAAAGGGGUUUUGGGUUUUUUUUUUUGUGUGUUGCUGAACAAGGACUGUGAUUUCAUUUGCAGAAAACACCUGUCCAUUUCAAAAUGGUACCUGUAGAUGCAACUUGAG
Molecule: messenger RNA, 5008 nt
Organism: Aptenodytes forsteri (emperor penguin)
Lineage: Eukaryota; Metazoa; Chordata; Aves; Sphenisciformes; Spheniscidae
Gene: CANX
Product: calnexin
Exons: 14
Coding region: 1-1821 (606 amino acids)
Biological process (GO): protein folding
Cellular component (GO): endoplasmic reticulum membrane; endoplasmic reticulum
Molecular function (GO): calcium ion binding
Source: RefSeq, a predicted model, not a curated record